AGACCAUCGAGAUAUAACAAAUAGACAUGGACUACCAGAAUCGAGUAGGGUCAAAAAAAGGUGGUGGAGGGGUGGCCGGUACCGCUGAGACUAACCAAUACAGAAGAGAAAGACUCAAAAACCUUUUACAGUCGAAAAUCAAUAUUGAAUCUGACCCCUAUGUGUUCAAAAAUCAUUUGGGUAUCUUGGAAUGCAAACUAUGUUUAACUACCCAUAUGUCUGAGAGUAGUUACAUUACUCAUACGACGGGUCGUAGGCAUCAACUUAAUCUUAUGCGUCGAGCGGAGUCAGAGAGAAAGCAACGCAGUUCAGAGAAGAGUGGCACUGAAGAAGAAAUAAUAGAGAAAAGACACUGGACCACCAUAGGUAAACCUGUAUAUAAAGUCUUUAAAAUUAGAGAUCCUGUGAGCCUAAAUAAAGGCUUUAUUUUUACUUUCAAGUUGGAUAAAAUCAAAGCGGAUAUCAAACCUUUGUACCGAUUUAUGUCAUGUUUUGAACAGAAAAAGGAGAGCCCCAACCCUAAAUUCCAAUAUCUUCUCAUAAGUGCAGAGCCUUACGAGAAUGUUGGUUUCAAGAUACCAGGAGAUACAAUUGAUUUACGCACUGAUAGAAUAUGGGACUAUUGGGAUCCCGAUACCAAGGAAUACUGCAUACAAUUUUUCUACCUAAACAAAUAGUUUUCUAAACACUAAAUAUACACCUAACUAAAUACACGACUUUUUACUUUACAAUUAUAAUACUUCCUUGGACUCUUUAAUUUUAUUAGUGAUUUCAGCAAUAUACAGCAGAAUUUUUGAGUUUAGUUUCUCCAGGUCAAAAUUGGUUUCCUUACACUCAAGUUCAUACUGCUUUUCAAUAUCUGUUAUCUUACUUCUCCAAUCAUUUAUUUGCGCCUCUUUUUCACUUAAGUCAACAUCUUCCAAAUUUUUCUCUGACUUGAGGGAAUUGUAUUCGUUGUUUUGAAUAGCUAUUUUUUCCUCUAAAGAUUUCAUUUUCUCUGUGUAGAAUGAUUGUAGCUUUGUUAUUCUAUCCUCAUUAUGCUUUAGCUGCCUUUCUAUCUGUAUCAUCU
This is a messenger RNA of Pichia membranifaciens NRRL Y-2026, 1069 nucleotides long. RefSeq lists its product as hypothetical. Bases 27 to 677 code for a protein of 216 amino acids. Lineage: Eukaryota; Fungi; Ascomycota; Pichiomycetes; Pichiales; Pichiaceae. Gene Ontology annotation, cellular component: U2 snRNP; U2-type prespliceosome; catalytic step 2 spliceosome. The transcript has a single exon. The record is from RefSeq and is a predicted model, not a curated record. Gene Ontology annotation, biological process: spliceosomal complex assembly.